GCCUUCGAGAAGCAGGGCUCGGCCAAGCUGGAGAAAGCCGAGAUUCUGCAGAUGACCGUGGACCACCUCAAAAUGCUGCACACGGCAGGAGGGAAAGGUUAUUUUGAUGCCCACGCUUUGGCAAUGGACUAUCGGAGUCUAGGGUUUCGAGAGUGCCUGGCCGAAGUGGCUCGAUACCUUAGCAUCAUUGAGGGUCUGGACGCCUCCGACCCUCUGCGCGUGCGGCUCGUGUCUCACCUCAAUAACUACGCCUCUCAGCGGGAAGCAGCGAGCAGCGUGCACGCGGGCAUCGGACACAUCCCUUGGGGCAGUGCCUUUGGACAUCACUCCCACCUCUCCCACCCGCUGCUGCUGCCCCAGGGCGGGCACGGCACCACCGGUAGCACCGCGUCGCCCGCAGAGCCCCAUGCCCAGGGCAGGAUCGCUGCGCCGCACGCUGAAACUUCCUCCCUCAGAGUGCCCCCAAACGGCAGCGUCGGACCGGUGCUCCCCGUGGUCACGGCUGCUUCCAAACUGUCUCCUCCCCUGCUCUCCUCCAUGGCAUCCCUGUCUGCGUUCCCCUUCUCCUUCGGCUCCUUCCAUCUGCUGGCCCCGAACGUGCUGAGCCCGUCGGCGCCAGCGCAGCCAGCGAACCUCAGCAAACCGUACAGACCGUGGGGGACUGAGAUUGGAGCCUUCUGAGGACGGGCUGCCUAGCGAGGGUGGGGAAGCCCGCACACCUAGCUGAGCUGGGUUAUGCCACGCUUAAAACUGAAAUUCUUGAUAGACUGGGACAAAGGUACAGUUUUACCUUAACAACGUUUGUC
Messenger RNA from Tinamus guttatus (white-throated tinamou), 806 nucleotides. NCBI's taxonomy places the organism in Eukaryota, Metazoa, Chordata, Aves, Tinamiformes, Tinamidae. The record is from RefSeq and is a predicted model, not a curated record.